AUGGAUGCGGCAGACGUGGCAUUCUUGAGCCUGGACGAGUUGACACUGUCCCGCAUUGGAAAAGCAAUCGACGAGGAUGCCGAAUACCGCGCAAUGGCUGUCAACGUUGGCCUUUGCUUCGGAAUAAGAUCGACGGAGUCUGGGACCGGGAUGGUCUUUGUCCUUGAUAGAGGAGCGACCAACGUGUUCUUCGAACCGCCAUCCUCGAUGAAGCCUCAAUUCGUUCUCAAUGCCGGGACACAUCAUUGGCAACAAUUCUUUGCCGCCGUCCCCAAGCGACCUUUCCAGUCCUACUGGGGGAUGCUCCGUGUGCUUGGCCAACCAUCGGGGGUCGAAGUCUGCGGCGAUGUCUCCGCUUUCACUGCUCAUGCUCCAGUCUGGAGACUCGUUUUAGAUCGCGUUCGAGCAGCCAUUAGCCUCCUCUCUCCCUCAACCAGCCAGACCGGGUAUUUGGCCGAUGAUGAGCUGGACGAUGACUCUAUCAUCGGUCAUUAUACCUGGAUCACUCUCCCACAGCUAGGGAAAUGCAAGGUCUUUUAUGAGACCUCGGGCCAUGGAGGCCAACCGGUCCUUUUCCUUCACACAGCCGGCGCCGAUUCCAGACAAUUUCACUCUCUCAUGCAAAACAAGCAGCUCCAAACCAAAUGCACUAUGUACGCCUUCGACCUUCCUGGUCACGGCCGAUCGUUUCCCGGAACUCAGCAGUAUCCUCUUUCCUAUUCCCAUUCCGAAGAAAUCUACGUCUCGGCCAUCGGACAAAUGAUUUCCAAGCUGAGGUUGAGUCGUGUCAUAGUCUCGGGCGCCAGCAUGGGAGGACAGGUGUGUCUCGCGGUCGCCCUUCGAGCACAAGAGCUGGACAUCAGGGGCGUCAUUCCCUGCGAAGGAUGUGACUACCUCCCGAAGCAGCAAGCUCAAACAAUCUACUCUCUCGUCGGUGACGAAGCCAUUCUCAAUCCCGAGCGAGUGUGUGGAAUGAUGUCACCGACCUCCCCGGCGAUGUACAAGCGCUUGAACUGGUGGAUAUAUUCGUCUCAAGCGAGCCAAAUAUUUCCGGGGGAUCUGAAGUUUUACUUCGAAGGCUGGGAUGGGAGGGACCGAAUGGGAAAGAUUGAUACCAAGAGAUGUCCUGUUUACAUGCUUACUGGGGAGUAUGACUAUAGUUGCACGCCUGACAUGAGCCGAGCCACUGCUGCAAAGAUCAAUGGUGCUGUAUUUGAGGAAAUGAAAGGCCUGGGACAUUUUCCCAUGAGCGAGGAUCCGAAGAGGUUUCUGCCAUACUUCAUUCGGGCUUUGGAGCAUAUCAGCCAAGAGGCGAGAUGA
Molecule: messenger RNA, 1320 nt
Organism: Rhinocladiella mackenziei CBS 650.93
Lineage: Eukaryota; Fungi; Ascomycota; Eurotiomycetes; Chaetothyriales; Herpotrichiellaceae
Exons: 1
Coding region: 1-1320 (439 amino acids)
Source: RefSeq, a predicted model, not a curated record